UGGGUAGCAGCUGUAGUGAUGGAAGCUGCAUCAGCUGAGAUGAGCGAGUUGGUAGUAGGUGUAAUACUUACUGGGGAUAUCAGGAGCUUUAUUUUUUACCAUGUUAAGAGUUUGAGAUGUUUCAGAGACCACUGAGUGGAUUCCUCAAAUGGCAGAUGGACACACAAAUUGAGAAAUCUGGGGAAGGAUUCAGAUUGGAUACAUCCAAAAUGUAGUAGCUACUGUGAAGACAAAGGGCAUUGUGACCUUUGAUGAUGUAGCCGUGUACUUCUCCUGGGAGGAAUGGAGGCUACUUGAUGAGGCUCAGAGACGCCUGUACCACAUUGUGAUGCUGGAAAACUUGGCACUUAUAUCCUCUCUGGGUUGUUGCCCUGAAGUGGAGUGUCAGGAGGAUCCUUUUGGGCAGAGCGUUUCUAUACAAAGAGUGUCACAGUUCCAGACUCCAAAUGCAGAUCUGUCUCCCAAGAAGGCUCACCACUGUGAGAAGUUUGGCUUGAUCUUGAGUAACAUUUUGCGUCUGGCUGAACACCAGGGACUACAUGACAAGCAGAAACUGUACAGGUAUGGUGUGGAUGUCAGUGCAAACGUUCAUCAGAAGCAGCACAUUGGAAACAAACCCUUCAGAAGCCAUGUGGACAGAGCCUUGUUUGUGAAGAACUGCAAAGUAAAUAUAUUAGGGAAGACACUUACCUUUAGGGAGAAUAGGAAAGACUUCUUGGCCAGCUAUACAUUUCUCCAGCAUCAGACUGUUUAUACCAAGGAGGAGUCAAACAGCAGAACUAAGUGUGUGGCAGCUUUUAAGAAAGGAAAGGCUCAACUUUUCUCAACAACAUUCAACAACUGGGGAGAAUGCAUGAAAUCCUUCAGCCACAAACACACACUUGUUCAACACCAGAGAGUCCUCACUAGAGAAAAAUGUUUUCUGUACAGUGGAUAUGGGAAAUCGUUUAGCAAAAAUGGCAGUCUCAUUACACAUCAUAGUUUUCACACUGGAGAAAGAGCUUUUCAGUCUGGGGAAUGUGGGACAUUAUCGAACAAGUCCCACAACACGGAACCCUGGAGAGGAAACACCAGAGAAAGGCCUUAUGAAUGUACGGAGUGUGGGAAAUCUUUUACUCGAAACUCUCACCUCAUUACACAUAGGAGAGUUCACACUGGAGAAAGACCUUAUGGAUGUGAUGAAUGUGGCAAAUUAUUUAGGUACAAGUCCAAUCUCACUGUACACCAGAAAAUUCACAAUAGAGAAAGGCCUUAUAGGUGUGGUGAAUGUGGAAAAUCCUUUCACCAAAAAUUCAGCCUCAUUUUCCACCAGAGAGUUCACACUGGAGAAAGGCCUGAUCACUGCAAUGAAUGUGGACAAUCGUUCAAGCAAAGCUCCAGCAGCAGUUCACAUCAGAAAAUUUACACUGGACAAAGGCCUAUUGAGUGCAACGAAUGUGGGAAAUCCUUUAGUUGCAAAUCAAACCUCAUUAAACACCUCAGAGUUCACACUGGAGAAAAGCCUUACCAGUGUGGGGAAUGUGGAAAAUCCUUUAGCCAAAGUUCAAGUCUUAUUCAACACCAGCGAGUUCACACUGGAAAAAGACCUUAUGAAUGUAGUGAAUGUGGGAAAGCCUUUGCUGCAAACUCCAAUUUUAUUAAACACAGGAGAGUUCACACUAGAGAAAGACCUUAUGUAUGUAAUGAAUGUGGAAAACCAUUUCGUCAAAUCUCUGCCUUCCAUUAUCAUCAGAGAGUUCACAAUGGAGAAAGACCUUAUGAGUGCAAUGAAUGUGAGAAAUCCUUUGUUGCAUACCUCAGCCUCAUUAACCAUAGGAGAAUUCACACUAGAGAAAGGCUUUGUAAGUGAAGCAGAUGUGGGAAAUUCUUGAACUGAAGCUCUUUGUUCCUUCAUCAUCAAUAAUUCACACUGUACCAUGCCUAAUAAGUACAGUGAA
Molossus molossus (Pallas's mastiff bat) is the source of this 1937-nucleotide messenger RNA. Its product is annotated as zinc finger protein 418-like. The transcript has 3 exons. The coding region runs from base 329 to 1849 and encodes 506 amino acids. Lineage: Eukaryota; Metazoa; Chordata; Mammalia; Chiroptera; Molossidae. The record is from RefSeq and is a predicted model, not a curated record.